AUGCUGUCAAACAUGAUGAGCCGAUUGGCUUUGCCAUUGGCUAUCCUCGCAUUCUUCCUGUCCUUUGCCAACAGUCUUCCUCACGAGGCACGCGAUGCGCUCGUCGCACGCAAGACGACCAACCUCCGCAUCUUACCUCUAGGCGACUCCAUCACCUGGGGCUGGAUUAAUGGCGGCGGUUCGAACGGGUACCGCGAGCGACUACUUGCCGACCUGAAGUCUUCAGGCAACACCGUCGACUUCGUCGGAACGCAAAAGACUGGAACAAUGGCCGACAAGGACAACCAAGGCCACCCUGGUUUUACCAUCUCCCAGAUCCGAGGCGUUGCUGCCCAAGGUUUGGCAUUCAAGCCAAAUGUCGUUCUACUUCAUGCCGGCACCAACGAUUUGAACCGAGGAAACCCCGCUUCAGAGCCGGAUGCUGAUGCGCCGAAGCGACUUGGGCUCUUGCUUGAUGAUGUUCUGAAGGCAGUUCCUAACGCGGUUGUUAUCGUGGCAAAGAUCAUUCCCUCGAAGAAGUCGGGUCUUGCGGCCAGCAUCAAGACUUUCAACAAUGCGCUGCCGGGUAUCGUUGCUGCUCGAGUCAGCAAGGGAUCAAAGGUUUCGAUCGUCGAUAUGAAUGUUCUCAGCUUGAGCGAGUUGAGCGAUGACUUGCAUCCAAACGCUGCUGGCUACUCGCGCAUGGGCGACAUCUGGAAUGCGGGUAUUAAGGCUGUGGCCGAUUCGAUUCCUGCGCCUGCUUAG
Molecule: messenger RNA, 744 nt
Organism: Alternaria atra
Lineage: Eukaryota; Fungi; Ascomycota; Dothideomycetes; Pleosporales; Pleosporaceae
Exons: 3
Coding region: 1-744 (247 amino acids)
Molecular function (GO): phosphatidylcholine lysophospholipase A1 activity
Source: RefSeq, a predicted model, not a curated record